Equus quagga is the source of this 2446-nucleotide messenger RNA. RefSeq names its product dynein regulatory complex subunit 1 (gene DRC1). Gene Ontology annotation, cellular component: axonemal dynein complex; axoneme. The record is from RefSeq and is a predicted model, not a curated record. Gene Ontology annotation, biological process: axonemal dynein complex assembly; regulation of cilium movement; cilium-dependent cell motility. The transcript is spliced from 17 exons. The coding region runs from base 35 to 2233 and encodes 732 amino acids. Lineage: Eukaryota; Metazoa; Chordata; Mammalia; Perissodactyla; Equidae.
GGCGGAGCUGCCUGGGGGGCGGGAGGCAUCUGCCAUGAAUCCACCGGGAUCGCUGGGGGUCCUGGAGGAGAAGGAGGAGGAACACUUACCCACCCCGAUUCUCGGGCCCUCGAUACAUUCCGAUAACCCUCAGGAGCGGAUCCAGGCCCGGCGCCUCCGCAUCGCGGCGCGCCUGGAAGCUCGGAGGCGGGAAGCGCUUGGAGAAUAUUUAGAUGGGAAAAAGGAAAGUGAGGAAGAUCAAAGCAAAAGCUACAAGCAGAAAGAAGAGAGCCGACUGAAAUUGGCUAAACUACUGCUCUGUGGCACUGAGUUGGUGACCAAUGUCCAGGUAGCCGCGGAUAUCAGAGAGACCCACAGGCGAGUUGAAGAAGAGGAGAUAAAGCGUCAGAGACUUGAAAAGCUGGAGAAUGAAGUCAAGACCAGCCAGGACAAAUUCGAUGAAAUCACUGCCAAGUGGGAGGAGGGCAAACACAAGAGGAUUCCCCAGGCCCUGUGGGACAUGCUCAACACCCAGCAGUUGCACUGCGCUGCGCUGAUAGAAGAUAAGAACAAGCUUAUCAGUGAGUUACAGCAGGAGUUAAAAACAAAGGAUGACCAGUAUGUGAAAGAUUUGAAGAAACAGUCAGAUGACAUCUGCCUGCUCCUGGAGAGGAUGGAAGAACAAGUGAAGAGUGUCAUGAAAACCUUUCGUCAGGAGCUGCAUCACAUUGAGACAGCAUUCGAGGUGGAACGACAGGAGCUACUGACCAGUAAUAAGAAGAAAUGGGAGCGGGCGCUGCAGGCUCACAAUGGCAAAGAGCUGGAGUAUCUCAUGAGCCGCAUCAAGAAAGUCGAGGACUAUGAGAAGCAGCUGAACAAGCAGAGGAUCUGGGACUGCGAAGAGUACAACAUGAUCAAGAUCAAGCUGGAGCAGGACGUGCAGAUUCUUGAGCAACAGCUUCAGCAAAUGAAAGCAACUUACCAGCUGAACCAAGAGAAGUUAGAGUACAACUUCCAGGUGCUGAAGAAGAGAGAUGAAGAAAGCACGGUGAUCAAAUCCCAGCAGAAGAGGAAGAUCAACCGCCUGCAUGAUAUACUUAACAAUCUGAGAUCAAAAUAUACCAAGCAGAUAAAGCAGUUUCAGGAGGAGAACCAGUCACUAACCUCAGACUACAAACGCCUUGUGAAGCAAUUCAAGGAGCUACAGAAAGCCAUGAGGCAUUUUGCUCUCGUCGAUGAGGAGCAGUUUCAGGAGAUUUGGCUGAUGAAUGAAGAGGAGGCAAAGGAUCUGAUAAGCAGAGCCUUUGAUGUAGACAGGAUCAUCCAUACCCAUCACCUGGGGCUGCCCUGGACAGCGCCUGAUUUCUGGUUCCUGAAGAACGUGGGCCCUAUUUCUCAGCAACAGUGGAAGUCGGCCACACAAAUAUUAGAAGAAGUGCUGAUGCAAACAGAAGAGGGGGGCGCAGAAGAUGGGAGGGCAGAAGAGGAGGGGGCAGAAGAGGGCGCCUCGGAACCGGAGUCUUACCUCGACCCGCCAAAGAAGGUUUCAGCAAAGACUACCAGGAAGAUCCUGAUGCUUCUCUGUGACGAGUCGGGUUUCCUCAUAGACAGCAAGCUGCUGAGACUUCUCCUCCCCCUGGAGAAGACCGAACGCUAUAUGCUGAGGCUGGACGCCAUCUUCUCAGCCAUUGGAAUUGAAAGUGAGGAUGACUUGUAUAAACUGGUGAACUUCUUCCUCAAAUACCAAGCUCAUCAUUCACUCUCCAGUCAGGAGCAAGCAAGCCUGAUGUCAGCGCUGGAGCCAGCAGAGCAGGCAGAUGUUGAGGGAGGGAAGCAGGAAAGCCUUGUGGAAGGGGAGCUGGAAGAGAAGGAGACCCCCCCCUCUCCCGGGCUCAUCCACCCCAAUGAUGUCCUCAAGAUUCUGGAGGCCUUUGUCAUGGGUCUGAAGAAGCCUAGGGACUCUCGGGCGCCAGUGAAGUUGCUGAAGGACGUGCGUGAUGACUCAGAGGACUCUGAGUACUGGAAGGCCCUGGCCACAGUUAUCCCCGACGCCACGCAGAACCUCUGGGAUGCGCUCUACACGGCCUUGGAGAAAUACCACCUCGUUCUGACGCAGAGGGCCAAGCUGCUGAUGGAGAACAGUUCUCUGGAGCAGCAGAACACAGAGCUCCAGAUGCUGCUGCAACAGUAUCUGAAUUCCAAGAGGGAAGAGUUCACUCAUAACACAGUUGCUGGCUCUGCUGUGCUGAUGUAGCGUCCUUCAUGUGGUCCCGAGGCCAUGGGCCAGGAGGGUUGUGUCACACUGGGCCGAGCGUCGGUCCUUCAUCAUCAGCUGUGCAUGUGAGGCCAGCCACAAGCCCAGGCACUGGGGGUGUGUGGCCCCGUGUGGUCUCAGGCCCAGGCCACACCUGAAUGGGGAUGUGGUAAGCCUGAGUGUCGUAACGGCUUCUUGGCCUGUGACAGGUCU